Molecule: messenger RNA, 982 nt
Organism: Anoplopoma fimbria (sablefish)
Lineage: Eukaryota; Metazoa; Chordata; Actinopteri; Perciformes; Anoplopomatidae
Gene: vkorc1
Product: vitamin K epoxide reductase complex, subunit 1
Exons: 3
Coding region: 80-571 (163 amino acids)
Biological process (GO): peptidyl-glutamic acid carboxylation; vitamin K metabolic process
Molecular function (GO): vitamin-K-epoxide reductase (warfarin-sensitive) activity
Source: RefSeq, a predicted model, not a curated record
UGAGUGACGUUUGGAAUGAAACGAAGCCCUAUUUUUAAGCCUACUGGAGUCAUUUAAACUGAUCUGAAGGUGAAUAAACAUGGCGAUGCCUAAAUGGGAGAGAAAGGCGCGCAUAUUUCUAUGUGUUUUUGGUUUGUUUUUGUCUGUUUAUGCGCUUCACGUCGAGCUGUCGCGAGAGAGAAACCCAGAUUACAGGGCGAUGUGCGACCUGGGGGAGUCUGUGAGCUGCUCCAAAGUGUUUACCUCCAGAUGGGGACGAGGUUUUGGCUUGGUCCAGUUCUUUGUUGCCCAAGAUAGCCCUCUGAACCAGCCCAACAGUGUGCUUGGCAUCAUAUUUUACACUCUGCAGAUGGGCCUGGGAAUGUCUCUGUCCAAAAAAGCAGCGAUGCUCUUGGUCUUCUCCUCCUGGGUGUCAGUGGCCGGCUCACUCUAUCUUGCAUCUAUUCUCGCCUUUGUUCUGGGGGAUUUCUGCAUGGUCUGCGUGUCAACAUACAUCGUCAACUUUGUGUUGCUCUUCACCAACCUGAGACGUAGGACGGCAAUUGAAGGAAUGAAGGAGAAGGCUGGAUAGAAAGUGAUACUACUACUUUUUGUGCUCAGCUGAAGCCACACUGGAUCUGAAAAGCGAAGUCUUUCCCCACAGUAUUUCUGCAUUGUUUACACCUGUUAAAGAGUUUUUAAGAGAAAUCGGCCUGGAGAUGCAUCUCAGAAGAUCUAUUAGAGGAUUUUAAUGUCAUGUUGUAUAUGAAUGUGUAUUGGUGAUGCAGAUUUCACACUUUUGAAAAUUUCCUCUUGCCUCUUGCAAUUUAGGCUUAUUAAGACAACAAAAGUCCUUUUGGAUAAUUUCUCAACAGCGAAUUAUAAGGUUUUGAAGAAACAUGCAAUUGCUCAGUCCAACCAGGAGAUGGAGCCACACGUGUAGGAUGAUCAUGGGGAAUGUGCAUACCGGAAAAAGUUUGGAGUAAUAAAGAACACCGUAGUA